Molecule: messenger RNA, 707 nt
Organism: Harpia harpyja (harpy eagle)
Lineage: Eukaryota; Metazoa; Chordata; Aves; Accipitriformes; Accipitridae
Product: hemoglobin subunit beta-like
Exons: 3
Coding region: 155-598 (147 amino acids)
Biological process (GO): oxygen transport; hydrogen peroxide catabolic process
Cellular component (GO): blood microparticle; haptoglobin-hemoglobin complex; hemoglobin complex
Molecular function (GO): haptoglobin binding; peroxidase activity; oxygen carrier activity
Source: RefSeq, a predicted model, not a curated record
CAGCCCAGCUCCCUCCCCAAACCCAACCAAUAGCUACGUGAACUGAGAUUAGGACAAGCCGUUACUAGUGUAUAAAAAUCCCUGGGGCAGACUUCGGCUCCACUUCCUCAUCAUUGUUCAGGGAAGCCCCAGGCAAACCCUCUUGCUCGACACCAUGGUGCACUGGACAGCCGAAGAGAAGCAGCUCAUCACCGGCCUCUGGGGCAAGAUCAAUGUGGCCGACUGCGGUGCCGAGGCCCUGGCCAGGCUGCUGAUCGUCUACCCCUGGACCCAGAGGUUCUUCGCUUCCUUCGGGAACCUCUCCAGCCCCACCGCCAUCCUUGGCAACCCCAUGGUCCGCGCCCAUGGCAAGAAAGUGCUCACCUCCUUCGGGGAAGCCGUCAAGAACCUGGACAACAUCAAGAAAAGUUUUGCUCAGCUGAGCAAACUCCACUGUGACAAGCUGCAUGUGGACCCCGAGAACUUCAGGCUCCUGGGUGACAUCCUCAUCAUCGUCCUGGCCAGCCACUUCGGCAAGGACUUCACCCCCGCCUGCCAGUCCGCCUGGCAGAAGAUGGUCCGGGUGGUGGCCCACGCGCUGGCCCACGAGUACCACUGAGCCUCCCACAAGCUUUUGUGCCUGGAGAUGCUCCCAGCUCACAGGGAAACAUCCUCUGGUUCUGCUGGUCUUUAAUUGCCAAAUAAACACCAACUACUUCAGCCAUGAA